AUCCAUUCAUUUUGAAAUCUGCACAAGCACCCGUCUGCAUGAUCCCCAGACACAGCCGGCUACACCAGCCAGCUGUUGGAUUAUUGCCACAGCACUAUCUCAUCGGGGAAGGCGUGUCACUCCCCGAAUUACUCAGCGCCCCUUUGUCCUCGGUCGGUGCCCAGCCAGCGACACUCAUGGCGGCUGCACCCGUCAGGCAGCGCUCCGGGUCGGGGGGACCCCGGGCGCAGCUCCCGCCAUGCUACUACGAAGGCUACCUGGAGAAGCGAGGACCGAAAGAAAAGGCAUCCAGGCGACUGUGGACGUGUCUGUGUGGGAAUUCUUUGUAUUUCUUCAAUAAUGCCAAGGACGCUCAUUUUGUGGAGAAGAUGGACCUCGGUGGGUUUGUUUCCUUGAAGGACGACUGCAGCCGAGACAGAAACCUGGAGGCAGCCAGACUCAUCCUGCGUAUGAAGGAUGGAGAGACCAAACUCACAGCACCUAACUUGGAAUCGAGGGAGCUGUGGAAAGGUUUCCUCUACUCCGUUAUAGAUUUGAAUGUCCCGUCCUGUCUUACGCUGCUGCCAGGCCAGCUGCAGAUGCUGAAGGAGGUGGUGGACAAAGAAAGGUCCAGGAGGAGAACUCGCACUCCCACACGUGCUCCUCCUUCGCCCCUCUCCGUGCCUUUAGUGGGAGAGAUCCCACCGUGUUUUCGCCCGGUUUCUCGAACUGAGGCUGAAGUCCUAUUAGAGAGACACCCAGACUGUGGCAACAUGUUACUCCGUCCAGGUAGAGACGGAUGCUCACUGGCUGUCACUACUCGGCAGGACCUGAACGGGUCAGUGUUCAGACAUUACCGGGUGACUCAGAGGGACCAAGGUGGUUAUGUCAUUGAUGUAGAAAAUCCUAUUCCAUGUGCUGACCUUCACGAGGUCAUCGACGCUCUGGUAGAGAAGACAGCAGGAACUCUACAGCCUUUUCUACUGGAGGAGCCUUACGAAGAGAAUAUCACAUACGUUUCCGCCAAUGAUGAGAAUGGAGAAAGGAUCCUCCACACAGCCCCCUCCAGCCCCCUACCAAAGGCUCCUGCCCUGCCUCCAAAACAAGAUCGUUGGCCCAGCAGCCCCCUCUCCAGGUCUCCCGCACCCGACCGCCGUAUCCUGACCUCACCAGUGCCGGCCUCGCCCACCAACCCGAUGAGACGACUCAUCCUCUCCCCUUCACCUCUCGCACAGACACUCAAUGAGGAGCUCAAAAUGAAGCUGGAGAAGAGACGAGCUAGUCAAGAGUGACUUACUCAUAAAGAACAACCUCCUAUCACAACAUCUUCAGUGCCAAACCCCUUCUCACCGCAGCUAUGUAUUCAUCCUGUGCCUUCUAGGUGGAAGACAAGGGACUACAAAUACCGCCACUUUCUCGUAAGGAGAUUCAAAAUUCUCUGAGUUUCAUUCUUUUGGUCUUUGCUACAUGGUUGUUGGACUCUGAUUAAAUGAACUCUGAUUAGCUCCUUAAGAGCAAGACUGACUGGUUAACACUGGAUUAGGUUCAUAAAACCUGCCUUGGUUGGGGUAACAAUGCACUAGUGCUUUGUCCACUUGCAUAAAGCUGUUUACAAACUGCCUCUGAGCAGAAAAUAGUGCUAUAAAUAAUGACUUUCCUAAAGAGUAAAGUCUACAAAAACACUGAAUCAAUGUGACUGGCAGCUAAGAUCUAUCGGAGAUGCACUGACACGUGCUAGACCACCAACUGAGCCUGAUAUUUUCUGAGCCUCUGUCUGAGCUGCUGAUAUUGCUGCUGCUGCAACACUGGAGACCAAGAACAAACAAACAAACUGUCCUGAGACCUGAGUCGCUUCAUCUGCUCUGAGAGUGAAAUAACCUCAGGUUUCAGCUCAGCAAUUCUCCUCAUUCAACUCAUUACACGUACGAUGACUGAAACAACAGAAGAACGUUGUGAGCUGGCCAGACAAUGAAAAAUGCACAAUCUCUGCCUGCUGCUUUUGAGUGCUAUUUGGGAUUGAUGAGCAACCAUUAAUGUAUUGUUGAUUCAAUGACACUGUUUAUGCCUCAACUUUAACUGUACUGUCGGUGCUUAUUUUAAAAUGUCUCCUUGUUCUCUGCUACUGUGUACGUGCUACUGUAUGGUGCUAUGACUCACCAGUGCUCAGACCUGCCUGGAAACUCCAGGUGAUUUCUGUUCCUCUUCAAGAAAAUCAAUCUACUGUAUUCAUAUGUGAGGCUGCCCUCUAGUGGAAUGGCUGUCAACUAAAGGGAACAGACACAUUAGCAGCACACUGUCUUUAGGUGUUAACACAAGUACUUUGGGUGUGAGCAAACACUUGGCAUGGACCAACCCUUUUGUGUUGCAGACUGAACUUGGCUUUUGAAUUUAUCCCAGUAUUACACCACACCCUACCUCGCUACCUUUAAUAACGAAGUCAUAAUUUAUUACAGAUCUGAAUAACAACAAGUAUUUUAUGACUGUCAUUUAGCCGGUCCUUGCAGGUUUGAAGUGUCUGAGUUCUAGUGACAAACUGUGAUCAAGUGUCUUCUUAUGAUGAACAGUUUCUUGUAUGUUUGUACAUGAUGUGUUGUCAAAAGAAAGAAUAGUGUUUCUUAGAUAUUAAGGCCAUCAAAUUGUUUUGCAUGGAUGUGAUUUGUCCUCGUUGUGAAUUGAUAGCUUGUGCUUUCUCAAACGUGCGCCAUUUAUUUGUUUAUUUUUUGUCCGGCUGGUUGGACCCAGUCAUUGAUUGAUGAUGGAUGAAAUUUAAUGAGAUUAUAUAAUGUUGGAAUUAAUCAGUACUAUGAGUGGAUGAUUAGAGAGGAUGCUUCACAAUCUGUCCUGUUUUUAAUAAUAACCAACUCUUAAUGUUUAGCACAGAAAGACAGAAGAAAAGUUAAAAUUCUUUACAAUUUUUAUAUACAGUUUAACAUAGACAUUGGUGUAUUUUUCUUCAUGGUCUCAGUAAAUACAUUUAUGUUGGAAAUCAACUGUUUCUCCGUGUUUUACCAAAAAGGAUUAGAUGAGACAAGGAAAAGUGUGGUGUUUGGUGGCCUUUCCUCUACUACUACUAGUGGAAACUUAAAAUAUCAGUACCAAUACAAAUUUCUCUUUGUUGAUCUGCAAAAUUACCAUCAUAUUUUUCACAUCGGGAUGGGCUAAUCCACAUUUUUCUUUUUCAUGUGUGUAUCCACUCUUUUUCUUUUCUCUUGAUUUGUGAUAAAUGAAAAACAAACAAACAAUGACAAUAAUGUAGGGACUACAGAGCCCAGAUGUGUCUGAUGUGGUCUGUCAAAGGUGUAG
Messenger RNA from Morone saxatilis (striped sea-bass), 3282 nucleotides. RefSeq names its product signal transducing adaptor family member 2a (gene stap2a). Gene Ontology annotation, molecular function: signaling adaptor activity. NCBI's taxonomy places the organism in Eukaryota, Metazoa, Chordata, Actinopteri, Moronidae. The transcript is spliced from 11 exons. The coding region runs from base 39 to 1271 and encodes 410 amino acids. The record is from RefSeq and is a predicted model, not a curated record.